Spathaspora passalidarum NRRL Y-27907 is the source of this 522-nucleotide messenger RNA. It is a transcript of the gene SPC2, whose product is annotated as signal peptidase complex subunit. Gene Ontology annotation, biological process: protein targeting to ER. The record is from RefSeq and is a predicted model, not a curated record. Lineage: Eukaryota; Fungi; Ascomycota; Pichiomycetes; Serinales; Debaryomycetaceae. The coding region runs from base 1 to 522 and encodes 173 amino acids. The transcript has 2 exons. Gene Ontology annotation, cellular component: membrane; signal peptidase complex.
AUGUCCUCUGAACUUAAAAAGACCAAUUUAAAUUCGGUUAAUGAUUUACGUCAAGCCACUGAUGAUCAAUUGGGUCAAGUAAUGCAACAAUUUGGAUAUGAAGAAUCAUUUGCCCUAAUAGAUAUCAAAUUAGGGUUGGGAGUAGCCACUGUUGUCAUCGCUGGUCUCUUAUUUCUUGUGGAUAAGAAAUUCACAUUCAAGGAAAGUUACAACAUCACUGUGAUUUCAAUUGUGCUUUAUGGAUUCUGUAGUGGGUUGUUAUAUUUACUUAACUUCUUGAACAAAAAUGUGAAAUACACCGGCUACAACAAAAAGGGAAGAAAAGUCACAAUUGCCACAUGGACUGCCAACAAAUUUGAUCCAAUUUAUCAUAUUAGCGUUACAUUUGGCGACAGAAAACAGAGAGUGGUUACUUCAUUUGAGUUUACCAAGUUUUUUGAUGUAAUUGGAUUUUUCAAUAGAGAUAAAUUUAUUGAGUUAUUAGGUAAUGAGUUUGAAAAGGUGGAUAAAAAGAGUCUUUAG